Messenger RNA from Megalobrama amblycephala (Wuchang bream), 3068 nucleotides. RefSeq lists its product as uncharacterized. The record is from RefSeq and is a predicted model, not a curated record. NCBI's taxonomy places the organism in Eukaryota, Metazoa, Chordata, Actinopteri, Cypriniformes, Xenocyprididae. Bases 1272 to 2183 code for a protein of 303 amino acids. The transcript is spliced from 5 exons.
UCUGGACAAACAGCCCUGAAUGUCAGCAGAGAUGGUUUCAACUAGAUGAUCCCCUGUGAAGACCUCGUUGACACGUCAGCCAUUAGAACAGAUCCUCAUCAAAGACCACGAGAACCAGACAAGUCCUCUGUCCAGACUCCUAUGACCAGCUUUAUCUCCAUAAUGGCGUAAUGAAUCCGAUCUUCAAAUAUAAGAUCUUUAGAAUAUUCUGAAUGCUACCAAUCUGAAUUCUGACUUGUGAUGCUGCAUGAAUCAUGCAGUGUUCAUUUGGUUGGCCAGAGGACAACUGAAGAAUACAAAACAUACAUCUUCUAGAUGACUUCUUGGUUGGAUACGUUUAAGCAUAUCUGGUAAAUUGUCAACUACAACCUAUAUGUACUCAAAGACACAUUUACCACUUGGAAUGGAGUAAAUGUGUCUUUGUAGGUUGUAGUUGACCAGUUUACCAGGUAUGCUCAGACGUAUCCAACCAAGAAGUCAUCAAGAAGAACAGCAACAAAAACAAUAUUCAAUGAUUGAAGGGAUAAAGCAGUUAUGCUUCUCAUUGAAGCCUUCUCAUGGGGUACAUGCUUUUAUCUUUGACUUAAAAGACCAACAGACCAACAACAAACUCUUGACCUGUAACAUUCAUAUUUAUUUAGUUAGAAGAUAUUUUACCAUAGCCCUGGCGAGAGGGGAUAAAAUACAAACCUUUAUUGCGGUCAGAAUGUGUAGUCACAAAAUCUACCAGCAAGUGGAUUUCCUUUUCUCUUCUUCACCUGAACUUUGCCUUCCUGAGUCACUGGGUUAAAGGUCAGAGCUCUACUCUAUACUCUAUAUUUAGAGCUCUACAAUUAUGUUUUUACUAGUAAGAAUUCCAAUUGCAGAGCUCUCUAAUUCAGUUCUACUAGUUAACAAUUGAAUUAGAGAGCGCUUUAAUAAUAUUUGUUAGUAGUAAGAACUAAAUUAGAGAGCUCUUUAAUUCAAUUGUUACUAGUAACUGAAUUAGAGAGCUCUGCAAUUGCAUUAUUACUAGUAACAAUGGAAUUAGAGAGCUCUCUAAUCAUUAUAGCUACUAGUAAGAAUUCAUUUAUAGAGCUCUCUAAUUUAAUUCUUAUAGUAAAAAUGCGAUUACGACGAGUAGCCUCACUGGGAACAAUUUAAGCUAAACGGCUUGCCAUAGAAGCAACGUCGUUCACUACGUCAUCGUUCUGUUUCCUUGUGGAUGCUCCCUGUCCUAUCUUUGCUUUCACUUUUAUUCAUUUGAGCUGUGCUCACGUUAGAGCAAAAGAAUGACGAUUUUCUUUAAUGUUAUUGUAGUGGUUUUGUAUUCACUCGGCCACGGUGCUUCAGAUGGAGUGUCAGUGAAAGAGGGAGAUUCAGUCACUCUGAACACAAAUGUUCAAACAAAACAACAAGAAGAUAUUAAAUGGUAUUUCAACAGCAUUCGCAUCGCUCAGAUCAGUGGAGAUCUCAGUUAUGUCUGUACAGAUGUUCAGUGUAAUGAAGGUACUGAGAGAUUCAGAGACAGACUGAAGCUGGAUCAUCAGACUGGAUCUUUGACCAUCAUGAACAUCAUAGACACAGACUCUGGAGAUUAUAAACUAAAGAUCAUCUUCAGCAGCAGCGACAGUGAAAAGAUCUUCAGUGUUUCUGUCAGAGGUGUUUCUGCUGCUGAACGAGAUGAAGUGAAGACAGUGGAGGAGGGAGAAUCUGUCACUUUAGAUCCUGGUGUAAUAAAAAGCCCAAAUGAUGAGAUGACGUGGUAUUUUAAUGAGACUCUCAUGGCUGAAAUCACUGGAGAUGAGAGUAAGAUCUGUACAGAUGUUCAGUGUAAUGAAGGAACUGAGAGAUUCAGAGACAGACUGAAGCUGGAUCAUCAGACUGGAUCUCUGACCAUCACAAACACCAGAAACACAGACUCUGGAGAAUAUAAACUACUGAUUAUCAUCAACAACAGCAGCUUCAGCAUCAGUAGAGUGAAGAGAUUCAGUGUUUCUGUCACUGCUGUUCCAGGUUCAGAUCUGUCUUCAGGUGCUGUAGCAGGAAUAAUUGUUGCUGUUCUGUUGGUGUUUGCAACUUCCGCUGUUGCUGUGGUUUACUGUCGCCGCAGGAGCCGUACAGCAGUACCACAGAAUGAGGAUGAUGAUGGUAACUCACCACCUGAUCCAAAUGACAUUCCUUUGAAGGAGGACACAUCCUAAAAUCAGCCUCAGGCCGAGACUGCUAGUAAAACAAUCUAACAUUAUUUAUAAUUUUGAUACUUUGAUCGAAAGGGACACAAAGGGAAUUAGGAAGUGAUGGAGUGAAGAAGAUCAGCUGAAACACUCUUCACUCACAGAGUGAUCCUAAAAUUUCAGUAGUCAGUACCAAUACCAGUAAAACUGUCACACUUAUUAUAUAGGCUACCAAUUUAAAUAUGACAUCAAAAACUGAUUUUGACAUUUAGCCUUAAGCAGUAUAUGAGAAAUAAUAAGCAACACGGUACCAGCAAUAUAUCAGCGAGUGCUUGAUGUAUUUUAAAGCUGCUAAAGUGACUCAGACAGAAACAGUGACACAUCAUCAUCUCUGUUUCGUGUAUUUUGCACUAUAUAAAUGUAAUACACUGAUCUGGCUUGAAAUAUCAAUCAUUAUAUCCACCUGCUUAUAUCCUCAUAUAUAGAACUGACUGCAUUUACACUAAUACUGCACCAAGAUGGGCAUUACACUGGGAAAAAUGUUGGUCUUGUUUUUCAUUACAUCAAAAAAUAAAUAAAUAAAUAGUUCUGCCAGUGGCGUCAGAAAAACUGAAUUCAAAAAGAAAACAAAUUUAUUAACCCAUUUGUCAGACAUUUGCCCUUACUUUAAGCAUAAAAUAAUUUAAUUUUGAUUAAUUUUUAAUGAACAUAUCUUGAUUUAAGAAUGUCACGAUAGGGUUGCAAAUACAGAAAAUCAAAAGGCAGGAUUUCAGCGCAGCAGUAUGUUUGUUAAUUCUACACAAAUCUUCAUAUACUCAAAAACAGGAAACACUAAGUAAUGAUGAGAACAAAGGGGCGAAACACAGGCGGGAAAACUAGAACAAAUGAAACGUGCACUAAACAAAAAUUCCC